UUUUUUUUUAGAUUGUAUCAUUUGUUGUUUCGAAUUAUGCCCGCUGUUGGAUGCGUUUGUGUCGCGGAAGAUCAGGAUUUUGCGUUCUUGAAGAGACUCGCGGACGAAACGGAAAAGGAUGGCUGGAAACUGGAAUACUCGAAAAAUUCCGUCAAAGUUUGGAUGAAACCUGGCUGUAAUUCAAACUUCAAAAUUAUCAAGCUGUGCGGUGUAUUGAGUGACGUGCCACCGUCAUUGUUGUUCGACGUCCUCCACGAUCCGAACUACCGGAAGGAGUGGGACACCCACAUGAUCGAAUCUUUCGAGAUCGGUUAUCUGAACCCAAACAACGACAUUGGCUAUUAUGCAUUAAAAUGUCCACCGCCGCUGAAGAACAGGGAUUUUGUUGUUCAACGAUCUUGGUUGGAUGCUGGCAACGAAUAUUUGGUUCUGAAUCACUCCGUGUUCCAUGAGAAAUACCCGCCGAGGAAAGGCUUUGUUCGUGCUACUUCCUACAUAACAGGAUACAUCAUUCGUCCGAGCGGAGAAAACGAUUCAGAGCUGUGGUAUGUUUCACAAACGGAUCCCCGGGGUAAAUUGCCGCCGUGGUUGGUUAACAAAGUUACCCACAUAUUCGCUCCUCAGAUGAUUAAGCGGUUAAAAAUUGCUGCACACGCUUAUGGAACGUGGAAAGCUUUGAACUCGCCUCAUUGGAAACCGUGGAUCAAUCCGGAGCAGAUUAUCAUCCCCAGGAUCAAUUUGCGCGAGGAUUGCAAUGGAGACGGAGUGCUUUCUUGUGCUGAUCACGCACUUUUGCUCAAAAAUCGAGGACUGGAUUGCACAAGUGAUGAAGCAUCAAAAAAGAAGCUAUAUGAAGACCUGGCGAUUUGCGAACAAGAUCCAAACGCUGACCUGCCUCUGGAUUUGGAUCCUUUCCUCAGGAAGAAACAGGUUUCCCCUACUGGC
Molecule: messenger RNA, 945 nt
Organism: Notodromas monacha
Lineage: Eukaryota; Metazoa; Arthropoda; Ostracoda; Podocopida; Cyprididae
Source: the annotation of a GenBank genome assembly